Saccostrea cuccullata (small rock oyster) is the source of this 6666-nucleotide messenger RNA. RefSeq lists its product as uncharacterized. The coding region runs from base 1 to 6666 and encodes 2221 amino acids. The transcript has a single exon. NCBI's taxonomy places the organism in Eukaryota, Metazoa, Mollusca, Bivalvia, Ostreida, Ostreidae. Gene Ontology annotation, molecular function: protein binding. The record is from RefSeq and is a predicted model, not a curated record.
AUGUCGGAUGUUCACCCAGAAGACCGACAAAUGGUAAAAGAUCUCUUUGUUGAUAUUUUGGAAAGAGCAACUCUUUUGACUUUACAAAUCAUUGAUGUCUUUGGAGUGGAUACAAUUCUCAAUGCCUUAAAAGUGGAUUUAUUCCAAUUAAUAGUUAAAUCUAACCCGGAGACAUUUAUGGCACAAUGUUUCUCGGCUAUAAGAUGCAACAACAUUAAAACUAUUCGUGAGACAUUUUCUACUUUAAUAGAGAUGAUUAGUGUCAAUAUUCCUACUUCAUUCUCGUUACCAAAGGCAAAGAAAACGAACUUUCAAGAAGCAUUGGAAGAUGAACUGCCAUCAAAUUUCAAACAAAUUAAACUGGAACUUGCACUUUAUGCAAGAGAAUUAAAUCCGACAUCAUGUUUACUCGUUUUUGGACAACGUAGUAUUUUUGAAUUCAUUUUACAAAGAUUAGUAAAUAUGCCAAAUCACAUGAGGUUACUCCGAUCAAGAAAAGUCCUUUUAGCAGCAUGCAUUGAUGGUUCCUUAUGUCUAGUUCAAAGACUUUUUGAGAUUUUAGGAAUGGAAGCUCUAAAUGAAAGAUGGUGCUUUCUUUCGACCAAUUUUCAUGCAUUACACAUUUCAUCUUACCUGCAUCAUUCGGAAGUAACGGAAUAUAUCUUGGAGAAAGGCUGUAGUGCAAGCAUUAUUGAUUUAAACGGAAAUUCUCCCCUUCAUGUUGCAUUAAAAAGUUUGAGAAACAACUUAUCAGAGGAGCAAAUAUCGAAUGCAGAAAAAACAAUAAACCAUCUUCUUAGAUAUGGGGCUGAUAUCAACAAGGCUAAUAAUGCUGGUUAUUAUCCUCUUCAUAUUGCCAGUAGGUCUGACUUAACUUGCAUUGUACGAAAAUUCAUAUCAUUAAGCAAUGUAAACAUAAAAUCCAAUGAUGGAAAUUCUCCUCUGUUCUUAGCUUCCAAAGAGGGAAGUUGCAACGUUGUAAACCUACUAUUAGAGAACAAUGCAAAUGUAAACCAAUUAAAUGAAAAUUUGUCAAGUCCUUUAUAUAUUUCGUCAAAAUUGGGCUACCAUGAAAUUGUUCAUAAACUUCUUCAGAGAGGUGCAAAAGUUAACAUUCAAAAUAAACAGGGCAUCAGCGCUCUAAUGGCUGCUUCAUUUUAUGGCCAUAAACAGGUUGUGAAAACACUCCUUAUAAAUAAUGCAGAAAUAAACCAAACAGAUAAAAAAGGGAAUUCAAUUUUAGCUGCAGCAGCACAUGCAGGUCAGCUUCAAACUCUUUCUUUGCUGCUGGAAAGCGGUGCCAAACUCAAUACAUGCAAUUCAAAAGGCAACACCCCUUUGUCUCUGGCAUGUAUUAGAGGAUAUCCUAAGAUUGUGAAUGAACUUAUUUUGUGGGGGGCUAAAACAACUAUUCGAAAUAAAAACGGAGAAAGUCCAUUAGUUCUAGCUGUCAUCAAUGGGCACAGGGAUGUUGUUAAAUCCCUUGUUCAGAGUGGAGUAAACGUCAAUUGUAUACAAAAUGAAGGGCAAACACCUUUGUUGCUCUCUUCUUUUUAUGGAUAUGGACAGAUAUCUUCAAUUCUUCUGGAAAACAAAGCUAAAGUUAACAUUUGUGAUAAUUUAAAUUAUACUCCUUUAUUUAUAGCCUCAAAAUAUGGUCAUGGUGGCGCAUUACUAUCCCUUUUAGAGAAAACUGACGUGAAUUAUCAAAAUCAAUAUGGAACUACAGCUCUUAUGAUAUCUUGUCAGGAAGGACAUGGCAAUAUAACUUGUUUACUAGUUCGGGCUGGUGCUAACGUUAAUCUGUGUAACUGUUAUGGAAGAACAGCUUUGUGGUUUGCUGCAAGGAAUGGUUAUGAAGAAAUUGUACAAAUCUUGUUGGAUAACAACGCUAACAUAAACGUUGAGGAUAAUUCAAAAUCAAGUAUCCUUCACAUUGCAGCAAAAUCAGGGAAGAUGAAUAUAGUUAGGUUGUUGCUUCACAAUAACGCCUGUACAGACUCACUGAAUAUUUCCUGUGAUUCUCCACUUUCUUUAGCAGCUGCAAAAGGACAUACUUCAGUAGUAAGAGAAUUAUUAGAACAAGGUUCAAAAGUCAAUGUUCAAGAUGAUCAAGGGAGAAGUCCUCUCUAUCUUGCUGCAAAAUAUCAUCACACAGAAACGGUGAAAAUACUGCUUCAAUUCCAUGCAAACGCUUAUUUGUGUGACAAGGAGAAAAAUUCGCCCCUCCACACAGCAUCUUAUUAUGGAUACACGGACAUAGUAAGGCUUCUUUUCGGGGAAGGAUUAUUAAUAAAUGCACAAAAUAAAUUUGGACAAACUGCUCUGUGUUUGGCUACUGUACGUGGCCAUUAUAAGACUUGUGAAUUUCUGUUGCUUCAUCAAGCUGAUGUGAAAGUCACUGACAGGGAUGGAAAUACGGCUUUUUUACUUGGGGCAAUAGAGGGACAGACAGAACAUUUAGAAUUAUUACUUAUGUAUGGCGCAGAUAUUAAACAAACCAAUUUAUUUAAACAAAAUGCCCUAAUCUUAGCUGCCGCUAGAGGACAUUUUAAAACAGUUGAAUUUCUUAUGCCUCUUCUGCCGUCACUGGACGAAAAGGAUAUAUAUGGUCGAAGUGCAUUAUGGUAUGUUGCUAAAAAUGGACAUUUGCAAAUAUUACUUCUUCUUGUUAUGAAUAAAGCAAAUGUGAACAUACCGGACAAAAAGCAAAUAACUCCUUUACACGUAGCAUGCUCUGAGGAAGAAAGGGACAUUGUGAUUUUCUUAUUGAAGGCAGGUGCUGACGUUAAUUAUCAAGAUGAAAAGAUGCGAACACCAUUAUGGAAAACGACUUAUUAUCAAAAUAAAACUAUUCCGUUGGAAUUACUAAAAUUUAACGCUAAUGCAAGACUAAGCAACCAUUAUGGAAAUACACCAUUUAUUGUUGCUGCAUACUUAGAUAAUGUUCCAGUCCUCGAUGCUAUUUUCUCCUUCGGUAUUGACAUAGACCACGUGAAUUGUGCCAAAAGAACAGCUUUAAUGAUUGCAGCUGAGCGGGGGCACAUCAAAUCAGUUUCAUAUUUGAUAUCAGUUGGAGCCUGUGUUAAUGCAUUGGAUGAUAUUGGUAGAUCAGCUCUUUCACUUGCAUCUUUAAAUGGUCAACUACAGAUUGUAAAACUUCUGAUGGAAAAUGACGCACAGAUGAAUCUUCCAGACGGAAAUAAAGAUUUUCCAUUACAUCUAGCUUGUAAAAAAGGUCAUAUUGAGGUAGUGAGAUAUCUUUUGCAAAAAGAAAGAUUUAUUCCCACUACUUACUUAAAGUUAAGUAAGGCAUUAAUCUAUGCUGCAAGAAAUGGUUGCCAAGAUUUAUGUAAACUUUUAAUGCGUUUUGGUGCCUACCCAUAUAUUCAAAGCGAAGAUGGGGAAGCAGCUUGGUUUACAGCUGCUCAAAACGGACAUUUAAAUGUAAUAACCGCUUUUAUUCAACAUGGAAUUCUCGUAGACUUUUUGGAUGCCCGAAAGCAAACGGCACUGAUAAUUGCUGCAAGGAAAGGGUAUACACAGAUCGUUCAGCAUUUGAUUAAAACAGGUCCUAAUGUCAACUGUCAGGACUUCCAUGGUCGAUCUGCACUUUGGUAUGCUUCAAAAAAUGGGUUUUACGACACGGCGUACGAACUAGUUGAAUAUAAAGCAGAUAUAAGUUUGCAAGACAAACAAGGUUUGAAUCCACUGCAUAUCGCAGUAAUUUCUGGACGAUUAACCCUUACAAAAUUCCUCCUUGAAAAGGGUGCAUUAAUCAAUUCAUUGGAUUAUUUUAAUCACAAUGCAGUAUUUCUGUCUGUAUUGGCCAAAAAACACCACAUAACCUCGCUUCUAUUGCAAAACAAUGCAGAAAUAAAUGUCAUUGAUAGUGUCGGGAUACAUAUAUUAUUUGUUUCCGUUUACAGAAGAGAUAUUCAUCUCACUAAAACUCUUUUAGACUACGGAUGUAAUAUUAACUUGACGAACGGAAAGAAUGUCAGUGCAUUGAUAAUAGCUGCCUGUGAGGGCAAUCAGUCUAUAGUGGAAUUUCUUUUGGGUUAUGGGGCGAAAAUAGAUCAGCAGGAUAAAGAUGGAAGAAGUCCACUAUGGUAUGCUGCAGGAAACAAUUUCACUAAAAUUGUAGAAUUACUCUUAAGGAACAAUGCUAAUAUAAAUUUAUCGGAUAAUAAUGGAUAUUGUCCUGUACAUAUUUCAAUUAUACGUGGGCAUACCCAGAUGGUUGACUUACUCCUUGGAUAUGGUGCAAAAAUAAAUAUUUCCGGAAAGAUGGAAUUAAAUCCAUUGAUUUUAUCUGUGGCAACAGGGCAAAAGGAUGUGUUAGUCUGGCUACUAAAGAAACAUUAUGACAUUAACAAAGACAAUCAUAUUAUUCAAAAUUUGAUGUUUUGGACUGCCUUCUGUGGCUACGAAAAAUUAAUUCAAACUCUUCUAGAAUACGGUGCCUCUGUGAACAUAGUUAAUAAAAGCAAAGAAUCUCCUUUACAUUUGGCAUCUUCUCGUGGAAAUGUUUUAGCUGUUGAAGUACUUGUUGAAUCAGGUGCAAAUAUAAAUGCUCAAGAUGUAAAUGGACGAACCUCAUUAUGGUAUGCAUCAAAACAAGGUCACCAAACAAUAUGUCAAUAUCUAUUAGAAAACUCAGCUGAUGUAAAUCUGUACGCUAAACCAAUUAUGAACUUAUACUGUCAGGACAGCCUACAUGUUAUCAAAUGUGGGUCAUCAAUUUCACAGAACUCCACAUUAGGCAUUUCAUUAGAUGAUAAUUUUGCAGACAUUAUUAAACGUAGCGAAACACCCGUUGAGGUACUUAUGUUAAUUAAUAAUUAUCUAACAAUGCUUUCAAAAUUUGGAUGUGAAGAAAUAUAUAAUCAAACUAACCGUUUCACUGCUAUCAUUCUUGCUGCACAUGAAGGCUUUGCUGAAAUAGUUCAAAUUCUUAUUGAAAAAGGAGCUGAUAUUAAUAGCAAAGACAAAAGAGACAGAACAGCUUUAUGGUACGCAUCUGCAAAGGACAACAGAUCAAUUGUUAAAACUUUAUUGAAAUAUAAUGCUGACAUUCACUCCGUUGACAAUCGAGGAUUCAGUGCCUUGCAUAUAGCUUCUGUAAGAGGUAAUACCUAUAUCGUUGAAUUACUCAUAGCACACGGGAGUUGUGUAAACGAAGAAAAUUGUUUUAAUCAAAAUGCAUUGUUUUCAUCGAUAUCAUUGUGUCAUACAAAAACUGCAAAAAUUUUAUUACAAAACUACGAUAGAGUAAACAAUGAAGACGUCAUCGGGAGUCCGAUAUUGCAAGCAGCAUUUUCCGGGAGAGUCGAAUUGAUUCAGCUUUUACUUCAACAUGGUUAUUCUCUCAACAGCUCUGACCGUAACAAAAUAUCCCCCCUCCAUUUAGCAUCAGGCAGUGGUCAUUAUGGAAUGGUAGAAUAUCUAAUUCAAAAUGGAUGCAACAUAAAUGCGAAGGACAUAGAAGGAAGAACGCCAUUAUGGUAUUCACUAAAAUACUGUCAUUUAGAUAUAUCAAAAUUUCUUUUAAGCAACCAAGCGAAAGUAGAUAUUCUUGACUCAAAGAUGCUUUCUUUGCUACAUUACGUCACCUUUGAAAGGAACAGAAAUAAAGCUACACUUCUAAUCAAGCACGGUGCAUGUUCUAACGCAUUUGAUUUUCAAGGACGCAGUCCUCUUUGGUAUUCAGUAGCAAGACGAUGUAAGAGUUUAACAAAAUUGCUUCUUGAAACAGGUGGAAAUCCGAAUUCUUUUGACAUCAAUGGCAUAAAUGUAUUAUUUGUAGCUGCAUUCCAAGGCAAAAUGUCGUUGAUCAAACUUUUAAUCAAAUUUGGUGCUGACGUAAAUUUAUGUAACCGAAGUAAAAUUACUGCCUUAUUAAUAGCCGCAUGCGAAGGACAUUCUAAGGUGGUAAAAUUUCUUUUAGAGAAGGGAUCAAAUGUUAAUAGUAAAGAUAAGCUUGGGCGAACGGCCAUUUGGUACGCUGCGGGAAAUAACAAUUGUGAUUCAAUUGAUAUACUUUUGAAGAAUCAUGCUGUUAUAAAUGACUCCGACGAGAAUAGAUGCAGUCCACUCCAUAUUUCAACUUUUCGAGGAAAUUUAUUGGCUGUUAAGAUAUUGUUGACAAACGGAGCAAACAUUGUUUACUACAGAAACCUUUCUGACAGUCUUCUAUGGGCAUCAGCUGCAUUGGGAUUUAAGGAAAUAUUUGAAGUUUUAUUUCUUAAAAUUGGGCAUUAUUAUUCUUCUACUCAGUCUUUGACAGAACUAUUACUUACAGCAGUUUUUUCUCAGUCUGAAAAUUUAGUAAAAUAUCUUUUGGACCUGGGACUGUCUGUUAACUCUUGCAAUAACAGUUCGGAAACGCCGCUUCAUAUUGCUUCAAGUAAACGUAAUGUUUCUAUCGUUAAACUUUUGAUUCAAACCGGUGCAGAUGUUAAUGCCUUAGAUAUAGGUGGACGCUCACCUUUAUGGUAUGCAUCCAAGAACGGAUACUUCGAUAAUCUCAAGGUUCUAUUAGAAAAUUCUGCAGAUGUAGAUUUGAAGGAUAAAAAUGGUAUUUCUCCGGUUGCAGUAGCUGAGUUUUUUGAGCAUCGGAAAGUUUUACAUUUGUUGCAGAAAAACUCGAAAGUCUUAUGUUAA